CGCCGUUCGAUUUCCAUCCCCGGUCCAAAACGCAUGCGACCUGAACAUGCCGCCGCCGACACUCAUUCUCCUCACUGCCGACCUCGCCGCGUAAUCCAGCCCCUCUACCUCAGAACAACAAGCCGAGCGCCAUUCGAGAUUUCUUCUGUUCGCCAUCUAGACGACACUCUUCCGACACUUUCACCUUUGAGCAUCACCCACAGCCUCAAUGGCAAUCCCAUCAUAGACAACGCGAUCAUCCCCCCCAAAGAAUCGCCCAUCCCGCGGGCUCCGAAGAGACGAGAAGAAACACACCCCCUCCCCUCGCCAAGGGGCCAAGGGGAGGACCUAGACGAUCACCAGCGAUGCAGACCUACCUCUCCGCCUCCGAGAAUACUCUAUCAAAAUGGACAACACGCCGCUCCACCCAGACAUCACGACCCUCCCGCCCGACACGGGCCAGCGCCACGGCGACUUCCUCACCGCGAUCCCCUACAACCGGUCAAUGUACCGCACCACCCUCCUCCUCCGCCUCGCCUCCAUGCUCAACGCCGUCAUCAUCCUGGCCUCGCUCGCAUCGCAAAAGGAAGACGACGCCUUCAUCCACGACAACUGGUCUUUCGGGUGUCCCACGGCGGUCCUGGCGCUGCUGUGGAGCGCGGGCGAUGUAGGCGCGAUGCUGGUGCGCGAUCGCGGGUUCCGGUGGACGAAUAACGAUCCGACGAGGCUGCCGCGGAGUACAAAGUUCAGUUGGGGCAAGCCCGGUGCGCAUGUGGCUGCGCAUUUGCUGAUUUGGGUGCCGACGGCGGCGUUUAUGGGGAUUGUGAUUUCGAAUUGGUUGUAUUAUCAGAAUGGGGGCGGGUCCUUGGGGUUUGUUGAUGCGCGGCAGACGCAUACCAUGGCGGCGGUAAUUUUCUUCAUGUUUGUCUUGACGAUGAUCCACUUUGCGCUCUUCAUAUUCGCCAUUGUCGAGGUGGACAAUGUGCGACGGCACUACUCAGACGUCGUCUUCAUUCCGAGGGGCGAGCUGUGCGAGAUGGUGCCCGUGCCGCCAUCAACGCCGUGGGAGAUGUUCUCGCCGCGGAAGCUGCUUCUAUCUUAUUUUGCGAACCACUAUGUUCGCUUCGUGCCCGGAGCAGACGGGACAGUUACUGUUGCUCGAGACUAUAGCAGUCGACAGGCGAGGUUUUGAAGAGGACCGGCCAUUUACAAACACACAUACAAGCCACGACGUUGGCUUUCUGAAACAAGACAGAGGCUCAAGUCGGAUUAAAAGACUUGAGUAUUUUUUCGAACUCAUCAAGAAUGGAUGCUCGAGAAGCACCAUUCAUAUUACUUUACCUAACUAUAACGGAAAGGAUUGAUAGAAGGAACACUGGAUCCUCCGCAGGAUCAUCGCAGAAACAAGCGCCAUUUGAUUUUAACAACAGCUGGAUUGAUACCCAGGGAUAUAUGGAGUAGGUAUGGCAGUCAUUUAGCAGCA
Messenger RNA from Colletotrichum scovillei, 1462 nucleotides. RefSeq lists its product as uncharacterized. NCBI's taxonomy places the organism in Eukaryota, Fungi, Ascomycota, Sordariomycetes, Glomerellales, Glomerellaceae. The record is from RefSeq and is a predicted model, not a curated record. The transcript has 2 exons. Bases 386 to 1171 code for a protein of 261 amino acids.